AUCAUAUCAUCUGGAAUAGACAUUUAGGACAUGCCAUUCUGAAUUUCGUAAACAAAAAUCAGAUAUUCAAGUUUCUGAUGUUUUGAGUUUUAUCGUAAUUUUCGAAAAUCCCUGUGCGGUUCCCAAUCAGCCAGUGAGUUUCUAUUUAAAAUUAAAAAAAAUGGAGCUGUCUCAUAGUUUAACUUUAAAUGAAGAAGCAUUUGCCCAAAUUCCGGACGCAAAUAAACCAGUAUUUAUAUUCGAGUGGCUCAGAUACUUGGACAAAGUGCUAGUUGCAGCCCAGAAGAAUGACCUAAAGGGGUGCCAAAAGCAACUAGUGCAACAGUUAAUGAACCACAUCCAAGAAUCUCCCGGCCCUCCGACUCGCCAAUUAAUUGCCAGAUGCCUUGCUACGCUGUUUUCAGUUGGAGAUGCUUUUCUCCUUUUUGAUACUGUGAAUCAGUGCAAUGACAUCCUUAAGAAUAAAGAUGAUAGUCCCAGUUUUCUACCCACAAGACUGGCUGCAAUAUGUUGUGUUGGUACAAUGUAUGAAAAACUGGGGAGAAUGAUGGGAAGGUCCUACGAAGAAACCGUGCAGAUUUUAAUCAGGUCAUUGAGGAGUGCCGAAUCGCAGACCAGAAUAGAAAUUAUGAUGACAUUGGAAAAAGUUUCAUCAGGUAUGGGUAGUGCAGCUAUGAAUGUUCACAAAGAUAUAUACAAAGCAGCAAGAGUCUGUCUCAUAGACCGCAAUAUGGCAGUAAGAUGUGCGGCCUCAAAAUGUCUUUUGGAGCUGGUAAAACAUACUCCAUUCCUUCAUGGAUCAGAACUUGAGAGCCUGGCAACACUUUGUUUUCGAGCUUUUGAUGGUUCCAAUUAUGAAGUAAGAUGUGCAGUCGCUAGAUUACUCGGUACCUUGGUUGCGACCACGCAGCAAGGACAAAAAGAUGGUGCAGGAAAAAAUGUUUCAUCAACUAAUAAAAAUAUGAAAGUGUUUUCAUUAGAUGAAGCAAUGGGUAUUUUGAUGUCGGGAUUUUUAAGAGGUGGUGUCGGUUUUCUUAAGGGAACAGGCGAAAUUAUUAAAGGCAGUUCCGGCGUAAACAGAGAAGUGAGAGUAGGCGUUACACAUGCCUAUGUUACAUUUGUGAACAUUUUGGGAAGCUCCUGGCUGGAGAAAAAUAUGAAGGCAUUUCUUUCGCACAUUCUGUACUUGGUGGCCAAUCCAAAAGCGGCCUCGUCGCAUGUGGAUGCAGUUUAUUCUCGAAAGUGCAUCAACUUUAUUCUCCGAGGCAUAUUUGGAAAAAUGUUCGGUGAAAAGGCACAAAUCACUGCUUGCAAGCAGAUAGCCCAAAUCAUCGCCAAAGAAAUGAACAGUAUUGAUUUUAAUCCCGAAAACGCCAAGGAAUUUAAUCAAGAGACCUUAUUUAGCCAACAUCUCCUAGUGUGCGCCUUGCAGGAAAUCGGGAGCCUUAUUCUUAGUCUAGGAACCACUGCUCAUGACUUAAUUACAGAUCAAUCUUUAAAUGUAAUCGAUGUUACCAUGAGUGUCUUGAUUCAUCCCUGCCAGGCCGCUCGUUUGGCGGCCGCCUGGUGCCUUCGAUGUAUUUGCGUAGCCGUGCCAAGCCAGAUUUCCCUUCUCAUAGAUCGGUGCGUAGCUGGCCUUGAACAAUAUCGAACAUCACCUGAAGCCAUAUCGGGUUAUAGUUCAGCACUUGCAGCAAUAUUAGGCGGUGUAAAAUUAUCCCCUUUGGGUGUUCCGCAUACCAAAGGUAAAAUUAUAUUUAACACUGCCGAGGAAUUGUUACGCAGUGCCAGUCAGAACAGCCGUCUCUCGCUUGCCAGAACAAGCGCAGGUUGGCUUUUGGUAGGAGCUGUAGCAGCGUUAGGGCCUGCUGCAUCUCGUCCUUUGCUUCCCCGAAUGCUGUUGUUAUGGCGAAAUGCAUUUCCGCGGUCUGCCAAAGAAUUGGAAUCCGAGAAGGCACGCGGAGAUGUUUUUACCUGGCAAGUAGCCUUAGAAGGACGCGCUGGGGCACUAGCUGCAAUGCACAGUCUUCUCCUACAUUGUCCGUCUUUGGUUAUUGGGGAGGAUGUUGGAAGGCGACUUUUGCAACCUGUUGAAGCUGCUCUAGCUAUGUUAACUAGUAUUGCUGGAGUACUGAAAACAUAUGGACAGCAAUUGAAAGCGCCUGCAGCAAUGGUUCGAUUGCGGCUGUGUGAAACUCUAUUAUUACUCUCUCCACAUUCGUAUGAAAAUUCAUACACACAUCUUUUAAGAAUGCUUGUGGCCGAGUUUACUCUAACAGAGAAUCCUGCCAAUACUACAACUUCACAGUUGAAGGCUGUUUGUCAUGCUGAUGAUGCGAUUCUUUUGGGUACCUGGUUGCAGGAAACUGAUCACGGAACGAUUGAGGAUCAGAUGGAACCUAAUCGCAAGGGUGAUAGUGAUCAUCUUCAGACUCAUAGUGCGGCAGGAUCUGGUGCUCUUGAACACGACCCUUGCUGUCUGUUCCGAGCAAGUUCGGGAGAAGAUCCUCCCGGUCCUCUUCCAUUAGGGGUUGCAGUAAUUGACGCCGCGGUACAGCUUUUCGGGCAACUGUUUCCUCGCGUUACUGAACGCCAUCGCACCCAAACAUUGGAUCAUUUUGCAGAAUGCGUUCGUGCGGCCCGAAGUUCACGUCAAGAAGCCGUCCAACUAAAUAUGUUCGCUGCUUUGCUUUGUGGAUUACGCAGUUUAGCAGCCGCAAAAGCAUCAUUGACUGUGGUUGAAGCGAAACGAGCGUCCGUCUUAGCUUCUGGAGCAUUGGCUGGUCCAGGAGCUCCAGCAUUACUGCGUGCUGCUGCUGCUGAAACAUUGGGUCGACUUGCUAGAUCUCUAGCAGACCCUCGGUUUACUGCUCAACUUAUCCAAACAAGUAUUGACUGUUUAAAAACUGCCCGUGACGCUGCUUCCCGUACAGGCCACUCAUUGGCCCUCGGAGCAUUACAUAGACAUGUUGGUGGAUUAGGAGCUGCGAGAUUAAUGCAAACUAGCGUAUCCAUAUUAGUUGCUCUUGCUCAAGAUCGAGCAUCUGCCGCUGUCCAAGCAUGGGCUUUGCAUGCAUUACGACUCUGCGCAGAUGCUGGAGGACCUAUGUUUAGAGGAUUUGUAGAGCCUGCUUUAGCAGCUGCUCUACGCUUACUUCUGGAAACACCGCCGUCCUCUGUGGAUGUCUAUCGCUGUGUUGGAAAACUGUUAUCAUCCCUAAUCACGACAAUAGGGCCAGAACUUCAGGGUAACACCUCGACGAUUUGUAUGGCUCGAUCUUCAUUUCUGUGCGCGUGUGCAGCUCUACAGGGACAUCCAGAGCCUGUGGUUCAAGCUGAAGCUACAGCUUGCCUUCAGCAAUUGCAUCUGUUUGCUCCAAAGCAUGUGAAUCUAUCAUCCCUGGUGCCUACAUUAUGCAGAGCCUUAUCCAGCGAUCAUCUGUUAUUGAGAAAGGCUGCAAUAUCAUGUCUUAGGCAGCUAGCCCAGCGGGAAGCCAAAGAAGUGUGUGAUCUAGCAUCAGCUUUAGCUAGUGAAGGACCCACUGUGGAGGGUUUAAUAAUUACUGAAACUGGUCUACCCGGUGUAUUCUUUGGUUUACUAGACACUGAAACUGAUCCUGGUCUAAUCAAAGAUAUCCAUGACACGAUAAUAAGCAUGCUGCAAGUUCUAGCAACUGGUCAGCUGUCACAGUGGCUCGGAUUAUGCAAGGAUGUUCUUACUGUAGCUUCAGAACCAGGAGAGGAUCGUAAUGGUUUGGAUGUGCCCGAAGAUGACGACCAAGAACAGUUCCAUGCUGAAGAGGAAAAUCAACGUGCUGUUCAGCCACGAUGGCCUACUCGUGUGUUUGCAGCAGAAUGUGUCCGACGUGUACUAGCAGCAUGUUCAUCUAAACGAUUAAGUUUCCAGUUGCCAGAUUUGAUUCGCAUGGCCUUUGUCGCAGCUACAAGUGACUCAGAUCCGCUAAGAUUAGAAGGAUUGAAAAUGCUACGUGAAAUAAUUGACAAAUUUGCUAUUGAACCCGAACCCGAAUUUCCUGGACAUUUGCUCUUAGAGCAAUUCCAAGCGCAAGUCAGUGCAGCGUUGAGGCCUGCAUUUGCAGCCGAUACAGCUCCACAUGUUACAGCUGCUGCAUGUGAAGCAUGUUCCGCUUGGAUCGGCGCUAGAGUUGCGCGAGACGCCGCAGAUUUGCGACGAGUCCAUCAAUUAAUGGUGUCGUCGCUAACAAAAUUAGGAAAACCUUCAGCUGUACAAACAUUGCUUUACAAUGAAGCGAUGUUAACAUUAGAGCGACUUGCCAUUUUGCGAGCAUGGGCUGAAGUCUAUGGGGUAGCUGCUGGUGCUCGAGGCCCUCCUGAUUCGGGUCUUCUUGAACUUGUUCAACCGCAACUUGCCACUCUGGCCCGUCACUGGUUAAAUGCCUUACGGGACCGGGCGUUGUUAGCCCUGCCACCUGAAUUCGGUGGACAGUUGCCACAUGAUGGGGGCGCCUUCUAUACUGCCGAGACCGCCGAAGCUGCAAGGCCGCACUACGCUGCAUCGUGGCCCCCACUUUUACUAGCAGCAGCUUUAUGGUUAUCGCAGCCCGAGAAUAUUACCGUUUCUACAGAAGUAGAAUCAAAUAAUAAUCCACCGCCUAACGAUCACUUCAGAUUGCUUUUCGGUACUUGCAUUGAAGCGCUUUGUGGGCCCAGAGGAACUGAAUCUCCCGAAAUCGUCGACACAUGUUUAAGAGCUUUAAGAGGCAUUUUGGAUGUCUCAAAGGCCAGAGAGCUACUACUCGAGGAUUCCGAACUUAUCGUAGAGCUAUGCAAUGUUUUACAUCGACUUGUUCUCACAUUGGACUCUCCCGAUUGUCAACUAUUAUGCAUGGAAGUAUUACAGCAAGUACUGAGAGUUGCAACGGAUCAACUAAAUGAUAUUCGAAAUAGGCAACCAGAAAAUGGCGAAACCAGAGAUUUCCAGGAACGCGAUGCCAUGGGGGAGGGUGGUCGAGAUGGACAUUUGGAUCCUGAUAAAUCAUUAGUGUUUGCAGCUCUAGAAAUUUGUCUAUGCUUGAUUGUAAGGCAGCUUCCAGCUUUGAGUCCUACGCCCCAUCCCGCAAUGACUGGUGCUCCUCGUAUAGCAGAUACUCGUCUUCUGGGCGCUGCAUUUGGAGCAUUGGAAGCUUUGCCCGGCUUAUGUUCAAUGCACGGGUCAAUAUCAAUAUUACCAACUCUGCUGUAUCUCAGUACUGGCGUAUUGAAACAAGCUCCAUCGGCUGCCCCAGGCGCUCUACAAUUGUUACGAGCAUUAGCCUCAGAUGAUCGGGCCAAAGAUACCGAAUGGAAGCAUCUACUUCAAAGUGCGCUAUCUAAAGUUAUUGACCUUGCCAAAACACCUGGACCGGACGAAGCUGCCCCUCUAUUGGCUAUAGCUGUUUUUGUACUACACGCUCCUUCGGAAGUUGCAGCUGCCCCAAAUCUGCAAUAUCCAUGCAUCAAUCAUUUCAGGCAAUGUUUACAAAGUAACGAUUAUUCCACCAAAUUGAAAUGCAUCAAAACUUUGAAGUCACUAUUUGCUCAUCCAGAUAAAAGUGUUGCAACACCUUACAUACAUUCAUUAGCCCCGCAGUUGGUAGAGUUUUUAUAUUCGGAUCAGGCAAAGCAAAUAACAUCAAAUGAAGAGUUUUGCAUGACAUUCGAGACCAUAAAUGCGGUUGAAAGUCUAAUAGCGCUAGCUGAACCCCAUAAUCGUAUUCAGAUGCUUUCUCUUCUUGUGCCAAUUCUUGUUAGUUAUUUGUUAUCGAAUCCACGUGAUAAAUCAUUGAACAAGUAUUCAGUAUCCCUGCAUGAAGUAAGCUUAGAAAAGCUGAUGAAAAUAGGUCCUACGUAUCCACAGGAGUUCAAAACACUGAUGGGCACUUCAACGAAUCUGAGAACAAAACUGGAAAGUGCAAUUAGGGCGAAUCAGCAAAACAACAUCAAAGCUAAGCAUGAAAUAAAUAUUAAUCAGCCAAUGUCUAUCCAUAUGCCAACUAUAAAAUUGAAAACUGAUUUUAGCAACUUUUCAUAAAUUUCUAUGACUCAAAUUUUUUUUCUAGUGUAACCAUUUUUAUACUAACCUUUUAACCUUUUUUUUAUUAAGAACUAUUAAUUUUGUUUGAGAUGAUAAUUGAUUUGAAAUUGAUUACAUUGAUAGGAACUUUUUUAUUUAAAACGCGUGUUAAUUUUAUAUACAAAUGUAUGUCUAUUAAUAUUUAAUUGAAAAACGAAUAUACGUAGGAAACUUAUUGUAGUCAAACGAGUAAAAUAAUUAAGGGAAAGUAGGUAUUGCACUGUUAGCAUAAGAAUCAAUUUGAUAAAUUGCAAUGUGCAAUGUGUACACCUCAGUUAAUGAUAAAUAUUUCUAGAAUCUAACAAAAGUAAAAAUUGACUUUCAACAUGUAUAUCAAGCUGGUACGAAGCAAUUGCUAGUAACUCGGCGGGAGAAUCGAUUCGAGAUUUAAUUACUGAAAAAAUACUUUUUUGCAAUCAUCAGUAAUAUUCAAAAAAUUCUAAAUUAAUAAUGACGACUGAUUUGGAGAAACCUGAUAAAUAAUAGCAAAUAGCCCAAGAAAGUCACUGUUUCUUAUUAAAGAACAAGACUUGGUAUUUUUCUGGAAAGUUUAGGCUUCAGUAACUCUUAAUAAAUGUGGCAAAGUAGGAAAUUAGUAAAUAUAUAGGUAUGACGAGUCCAUUAGUUUUCAAGAUUUGUACUAGAUCGGUCUAAAAAGCGAUAUCGUAAAAUAUUUUAAAGAUUUUCAACAUAUCAUACUCGAAUAGAUUUCAUAAGUUUUUAAUCCAAAAAUCCUAGAAUUCAUUAACUAUGGAAAUUGAUAACAAAUUUUAUUGAAUACAUUGAAUGAAACUAACGAAAUAAUUUGCGAAUUCACAUACUAACAGUUUAUAUUAAUUACUGGCUCAAUUAUUGAUAUUAUUCUAUGUAGAUCGAAUGAGGCCGUGUUUUUGAAUGUCGGUAUGAAUUGUAAGUGCAUUUUCCUUUCAAAUUAUAUCAGCGAAUGUAAUUCAAAUCGCGCUAGUGUUCAUCCCUUAUUUCAUGCUCCAUAUGGAGCUUAACUUUUCUUUAUAAAUAACGUGUAAUACUCCUCUCUCGGAUGUGUCAAGCGGUAUCCGUGAAAUAAUAGACAUUGCAAUAAUAAUGUAUGUUCCAGACUGACAAAUUUAUUAUUACAUGCUUGUGCAAAUUAUCCUGUAAUCCCAAGAAAUAGAAUUUUUGUGAUAUUGUUUUAAGAAUCUGAAUUUGUGAAUAUUAAAAGGUUCAUAGAAUAUAUAAAUGAUGCUUUAAUCUA
Messenger RNA from Dendroctonus ponderosae (mountain pine beetle), 7328 nucleotides. RefSeq names its product HEAT repeat-containing protein 5B. The coding region runs from base 161 to 6052 and encodes 1963 amino acids. The record is from RefSeq and is a predicted model, not a curated record. Gene Ontology annotation, cellular component: Golgi apparatus; membrane; endocytic vesicle. Gene Ontology annotation, biological process: endocytosis; retrograde transport, endosome to Golgi; intracellular protein localization. NCBI's taxonomy places the organism in Eukaryota, Metazoa, Arthropoda, Insecta, Coleoptera, Curculionidae. The transcript has 20 exons.